Messenger RNA from Mustela lutreola (European mink), 5158 nucleotides. It is a transcript of the gene CCDC27, whose product is annotated as coiled-coil domain containing 27. The record is from RefSeq and is a predicted model, not a curated record. Bases 3107 to 5038 code for a protein of 643 amino acids. The transcript is spliced from 12 exons. NCBI's taxonomy places the organism in Eukaryota, Metazoa, Chordata, Mammalia, Carnivora, Mustelidae.
UUCUUGGCGAGGGGCGGGACUGUAGGCGGGGCCUGCGGGGGUGGUCGAAGCGGGGCGGAGCUGGAGCGCUUCUGACAAGGGCUGGGUCUGGGCGAGGGGCGGGGCCUCGGCGGGGUUAGGGGCGGGGCUCCUGCUGAGGGGCGGGGAAAACAGAAGGUGCAACGACCGCCCCUGAAAACUGAGCGAGCCCCUGUCCAUGGGAUCCGGUACCCGCUAAGCCGCGGUCCGCUCGGGAUCCGGUACCGGCUAAGCCGCGGUCCGCUCGGGAUCCGGUACCGGCUAAGCCGGGGCCCGCUCGGGAUCCGGUACCGGCUAAGCCGCGGUCCGCUCGGGAUCCGGUACCGGCUAAGCCGCGGCCCGCUCGGGAUCCGGUACCGGCUAAGCCGCGGUCCGCUCUGGAUCCGGUACCGGCUAAGCCGCGGUCCGCUCGGGAUCGGGUACCCGGCUAAGCCGCGGUCCGCUCGGGAUCUGGCCUCCUUCCGGGGACUCAGGAGGCCGUCCUGGGUCACGGCGGAGUCACAAGGAAGGAAAAGCCAAUGUCCGCGGACAGACUAAGCUCUGCAGGUCACACGUCACCGCGCUGUCCCCAGUACCCACGAGGCGGGCACUGGCACCGGCCCUGACAGUUUACGGUAUCAAGUAUGGGAAGAAGCUGGAGCGCCCUCCGCGUUUACGCGUUUCUCUUCCAGGUCCCUGAAGCCAGAAGUGGUGCAUCGUUCAGCCCCGCGGUUUUCAAGCGCCUGUUAUGCCCCUGGCGGGUUUGCGGCGCCCUGAGGCUGGGGAAUCCGGUCUGGAGAGCCUGAGUGACAUUCAGUGUAUUGUUCAUUCCAGAGCUAGAGUUCAGGGAUCCACCAGGUGCAGGGGACACCCUGUCUCCUUACAUCACGUGUCACCCAACUACCACAUACCCCCACCCCAGGGUUGAAUUGUGUCUCCCCAAAAUUCACAUGUUGAAGUCCUAACCCCAAUAUCCAUGAACAUGACCUUAUUAGGAAGCAGGGUCAUUGCAGAUGGAAUUGGUUGAGUUAGGAUGAGGUUUACGGGAGUAGGGGGACCCCUCAUCCAGGAUGACUGGCGUCCUCAGGCAAAGGGAAAGUUUGGACACAGAGGCACAUGCAGAGGGGACGCCGUGCAAAGCAGCAGCCAGGGUGGGGAAGAGUCCUCCCCUCCCCCCUCCACUCUUGCCAAGCCGGGUUCCAAAAAGAAUCCUAGACCCGUUUCCAGAGAGUCCCUGGAGCCCUGACAGUGACCAAGUGCCUCUUGCGCGCCCCCCAGUGCCAGGCCCUCCGUCUGAGCGCUCAGCCUGUCCUGAGUGAGACUCCCCUCGCCCCUGGGGUCCCCUCUGAGCAAUCUCCACCGGCGACCUCUCUUGCUGCUCCUGGGCUGAAGCCCCCACCCCGCACCGUAUUCAGUGUUGAGUUUCCGUCUCUCCCCCUGCUGCAGUCCUGGAACAGUCUUCCCUACGCGUCUAAGCCAGGUCAGAGCAGUUGCUCCGGAAUCCCGCCAGCAGCGGCCCUGCGAGGACAGGCCCCGUGGUCCAGAGAAGCCUGGGUCACAGCGCCACGCGGGCCGUCUGGGCGCCUCCGUGGUGCCCUUGGGGCCUCGGGCAGUGCCUGGCGCCUGGCAGACGCUCCGUAAGGGAGAACUCAGCGAGGAACCUGGGGCGUCGAAACGACAGGAAGGCAGACAAAGGCAGCGGGCAUCGGCUUUAUGGCUUCCACAGGAUCCAGAUUGCCGGCGACGCGCACCGGUGAAGCAGGAGCCGGCACGGUGCGUUCUCACCAGUCGCCCCCGUGGUUCGCAGCCUCAGCCGCCGGGUGCUCCCGGUCGCCCGGACAGGGCCGAGGUGACGCGGAAGGAGGGUGAGGACCGCAGUGGUGAGCGCAGCCGGCGUCGGGGCUCUACUGACCAGGUGCCCCUACACCUCUCUCUCUCUCUCUCUCUCUCUGUUUCCCAAGUAAAUCCGCACAGCGACUCUAGGAGAUGGGUACCAUUCGCACCCGCACUGCAGAGAUGAGCAAGCUGGCGCAGAGGGCUGGGAGCUAGACAGGGACGGGCAGGUCCUGAUACGUCGGCGCUGGGGUCUGACCUCCGGCCGCCCGGCUCCAGCCGCCUUCCCACCUCCCUGCCCCCAAUCCCAUCAUCACCGAAUGUGCUUUCACAGCCAAGAUGGGCUGGGCUUCCUGUGGGACUGUGUGCACAGGGGAGAUGUUUGCACAGAUGUGCGUGUGCACCGUACAGGUAAGGAGGACUGUGGGCAGAUGCCCGGAGCCACGUCCACACAGAGUACCAGGCGCAUGUCACCGCAGGCUAGCAAAUUCACCGACGUUUGGCGUGACACAGUGGGUAGCACAGGUGCUGUUGUCAAGGACUCCGCAGUGUGGGGGUGCAGAAGGUCAGACUGAGGGGGUGAGGACAGUGGUGCCCAUGCCAGGGGUCUUCCCCAGGAGCCCAGGGGGCCACCUCGAACCUCACUCAACCCCGGGUGCCUAGCACGCUCCUUGUUCCGGCAGUGACACCCGAGCCCAGCGUUGGGACAAGGGGACGUGCAGGGGAGGGAGUGGGCUGGCUGCUGGGCACAGGCGGGGACAGAGGUAGAGGGAGUGAACGUAAAUUAAGAGUGUGUCACACAAAACUCGCGGGGAGAUUACUGCAAGGGAAAGGUGACAGAGUCGAGCGGUGACCGUUGCAUCAGGGAUACAGGUGGAGAAACGAGGUGGAGUACUUAGAAGACAGAAGUCCCAAGACGUGGACGGCUGACCCCGAGGGGAGCCAGUGGUGCAGGUGUGGCCUGCGCACUGCCCCAGAGGGAAGCAGCCCCUCGCACGGCUGAGAGGCUGAGAUACGCCGUUCUUCCCAGUGAGGACAGGUCCCAGCAAGUUAAGACGGAUGACCCGUGUGGUUGCUAUGGAGACAUCUGUGAUGCCACAUGUGCUCCCAGGAUCCCACAGGACAUAGAGCUUCCGAAGUUGGUCGUGUCCAGGGCUGUGCCGGGCAGCAGGUCCACGCUCAAGCCCCUGCUCCCCUCGACAACCUGCUCUAGGCAGAGAGGCGCACAGGGGCUGUCCGUGCAAGGCAGCCCCGGCCCUCCUGCCCUGCCCCAAGGAUGUUGCCGGUCGGCAGAGCCAGCCCUCCCGAGAAGCAGAGCAUGGUGCCCAACCUGAUGGAGAAGGGCCUGAUGCUGCUCCAGUGCAUGGCCACCCGGGACAACCUGGUCCCGGAGUGGAAGCUCCGCCGGAGACAGCAGUCCCUCAGCAAGUCGGCUCAGGCCAUCAGCCGCUUCUACAGGAAGAAGCAGGGCGAGUACAAGCAAGGCCCCAGCCCCGAGGACACCAGCUUCACGGCCAAACUGAAUGAGCUGAGAAAGGCGUUCCUCGAGCGCCCUGGCUGCCCUCAGUUCAGCACCAAGGCCACGUCCAUGUCUCAUUACGGUUCAGCCACCUCGGCCCAGGUGGCUGAGGAGUUGUGCACGGGCUCUGAUUCCUGGAAGGUGACCCAGGACCCGUCCUGCAGCCAGCGGGCCUCGGACACGAAGGUGGACGGGCACCUCCUUCCCUUUAGUAAGAGUGCCUGUGAGUUCAACUACUUGCGGAAGAGGAGCGAAUCCCAGACCAUGAGCCCGGUGCCCAGCAGCCCUGUCCUGGCGCGGAGUUACCCGAAGAGGCGGCUACCCUGGUACAUCUCGGUCAUCCACGAGAAGGAUCACUGCCUGCUGUCGCUGGGGGAGGAGGUGAAGCGCCUGUCCGAGCUGGAGCUGCGGCUGCGGAAGAAAGAGGAGGAGGUCCUGGCCCUCCAGGAGGAGAGGGAGGCCUUGAAGAGGCAGCUGAAGUGCCUCCUGAAAAGCAAAGGCCAGGAGACAUUUGUGUGCCAGUGUGUGAGGGACCCUGUGCCAAAGCCCGCUGGGAGGCUGAGCAUCCUGAAGACCUUCUUCAGAGAUGAGGAGUUGCUGCAGCGCUGGAGGCAGUGUCAGGAGGAGUCUGCCCUGAUCUGCCGAGGCGAGGACCUGGACAACAUUGGCGUCCAAGAGGAAGAGGCUGCAGGCGCGGAGGCAGAGGCAGCGGAGGACGAGGAAGGGAAGGGCCCAGCAGGCAGGAAGGGGGCUGCACCCAAGGAGGGGGGUGAGGAGCAGGAGCAGCUGGAGGAGGAGGAGGAGGAGGAGGUGGAGGAGGUGGAGGAGGAGCUGGAGGAGCUGGAGGAGCUGGAGCUGGGGCUGGAGCUGGAGGAGAAGGAGGAGGAGGAGGAGGACCAGUGCAGGCGGAGCUCCCGCUCCCUGGAGGAGGCUUUUGAGCAGGAGCUGAUAGCCCAGCUGGAGGGGUACGAGCAGGUGAUCCAGGAGUUCCAGGCAGACCUGGAGAUCACCAGGACCAGAUACUCGCUCGCAACAGGGGCCAUCGCAUCUUUACAACGCCAAGUGGAUUUCCAGGAAGCCCAGCUGCAGACGCUGAGCACGGAGAAUGAGAGCCUGAGGAAGGAGCUCCGGGAGCGGAAGGAACAGUUACAGGCCAUGUCCAACAAGUUCUCCAACCUCAGGGAAGACAAGAAGCUCAAAGAGAUGACGGGCAUCAUCGAGAAGGACAACCUUCUUCUCCGCCAGCAAGUGUCGGAGCUGCAGAGCCAACUGGACAAGCAGGAGCGCGCCAUCGCGGAGUACGACGCCAAGGUCAGCCAGCUGCAGGCGCAGGUGAGCCAGAACCAGAACCACCUGCAGAGACGGAAGUGGCUGCAGGAGGAGAUGCUGAGCAAGAACGAACUGAUCCAGCAGGCCGAGCAGCAGGCGCGCGUGGCCCUGGAGAGCGCCCAGUCCCGGCUUGAGAGACUGAGAAACAAGAUCAUCCAGGCCACCUUCAGCACCUCCGGGGCCAAGUCUUUUGCUACUGAGAUCUCCGACAAUGACGUUCUAGAAGCUUUGCAGAGGAUCAUCUCUGAGAGAGCCGACGACUACAAUCAGCUCAAACAGAAAGGCGUCAGAGUGCCUCCCCUGCAGCAGACAGAGGCCCUGUCCUUCCUGAACAAGUCCAAGAAGACCACUUCCAAGUAGAUGCAGCCCGGGCCCCCAGACGCCGCCUGCCCGCCCAGUGGACGUGGGGACCCAGCUCAGGGCCACCCCUGUGUGGCCUGGCCUUUUCGCUUAGAAUUAAACUCUGUCCUUGGCCAUGGA